This is a messenger RNA of Salarias fasciatus (jewelled blenny), 549 nucleotides long. RefSeq names its product 60S ribosomal protein L22-like. The record is from RefSeq and is a predicted model, not a curated record. Gene Ontology annotation, cellular component: ribosome. Bases 110 to 499 code for a protein of 129 amino acids. Gene Ontology annotation, molecular function: RNA binding; structural constituent of ribosome. Gene Ontology annotation, biological process: cytoplasmic translation. Lineage: Eukaryota; Metazoa; Chordata; Actinopteri; Blenniiformes; Blenniidae. The transcript is spliced from 4 exons.
GAUAGUUUGUACAAUCAAUCGUCGAGCGAUCGAUGCGCUCGAUCACUCGGCCGGGUAUUAUAGCUCCUGCGCAGCCGUGCGCCCUUCCUUUUUGCUGAAUGUGUCAGCCAUGGCUCCGAUUAAAAAGCAGAUGGUGAGGAAACCUGGUGGAAAGAAGAAGAAGCAGGUCCUGAAGUUUACCCUGGACUGCACUCACCCUGUUGAGGAUGGUAUCAUGGACGCUGCCAACUUUGAGCAGUUCCUGCAGGAGCGCAUCAAGGUGAACGGCAAAGCUGGAAACCUCGGCGGUGGGGUGGUGUCCAUCGAGAGGAGCAAGAGUAAAAUUGCAGUCAACUCAGAGGUUCCCUUUUCCAAGAGGUACUUGAAAUAUCUCACCAAGAAGUAUCUUAAAAAGAACAACCUGAGGGACUGGCUGCGGGUUGUAGCCAACACCAAGGAGAGCUAUGAGCUGCGCUACUUCCAGAUCAAUCAGGAUGAGGAGGAGGAGGAGGAGGAUUAAACCUGACACCACUCUUAAUAAAACUUCAAAAGAGAAAACACAACUUUGUU